Acinonyx jubatus (cheetah) is the source of this 2649-nucleotide messenger RNA. Its product is annotated as cytochrome P450 11B1, mitochondrial-like. NCBI's taxonomy places the organism in Eukaryota, Metazoa, Chordata, Mammalia, Carnivora, Felidae. Gene Ontology annotation, biological process: aldosterone biosynthetic process; cholesterol metabolic process; glucocorticoid biosynthetic process. The coding region runs from base 388 to 1899 and encodes 503 amino acids. The record is from RefSeq and is a predicted model, not a curated record. Gene Ontology annotation, molecular function: iron ion binding; corticosterone 18-monooxygenase activity; heme binding. Gene Ontology annotation, cellular component: mitochondrial inner membrane; mitochondrion. The transcript is spliced from 9 exons.
CAUGGCCGCCCACUGCUUCCUGCUCUGGUCCUUGUAGAAAGGAGAGAACAGCGCAGGCCCCUGCGUCUCUCGAUUAGAUAAGGGGCCCCAUCCAUCUUGCUCCCUUCCCCCACCGGGGAGGAGGCAAGUGCUCACAACCCCGCCAGCCCCACUCAGCCCACGAUCCAGACCCUGCCCUGCUCUCCACAGCCAGCAGCCAGCAGGCCUUGCGAAACCGUGGCACAAGGUGCCCAUCCGUCUCUUCUGGAGGCCUCCAGCCCUGACCCCCGCUGCGGGUUUCCUGGCCUGGUCCAGGGACAACUUCUCCCAUGACGCGAUCAGGCCGCAGGCCCAGGCCUCCAGCGAGAUAAAAGAGUUGGGCCGACGGGGGGCGGAGGGAGCAGCAGGAUGGCAUUCGGGGCAAAGGCACGAGUGUGGCUGGCAGGGCCCUGGCCGUCCCCGGGCAGGGCACGCGCACCGGGCGCCGGAGCCGCUCCGGCCCCCAAGGCGGUGCUGCCCUUCGAAGCCAUACCGCGCUGUCCCGGCAACAGGUGGAUGAGGUUGCUGCAGAUCUGGAAGGAACAGCGCCUGGAGAGCUUUCACCUGGAGGUGCACCAGCUCUUCCAGGAGCUGGGGCCCAUUUUUAGGUAUGACGUGGGAGGGACACGCAUGGUGCUCCUGAUGAUGCCCGAGGAUGUGCAGAGGCUACAGCAAGUGGACGGCCAUCAACCGUGGCGGCCGCCCCUGGACCCCUGGCUGGCCUACCGACAGCAUCGCGGGCACAAAUGUGGCGUGUUCUUGCUAAACGGGCCCGAAUGGCGCAUGAACCGACUGAAGCUGAACCCAGACGUGCUGUCGCCUCAGGCCGUCCAGAAGUACCUGCCCAUGGUGGACUGGGUGGCAAGGGAUUUCUCGAAGGCCCUGAGGUCGAGAGUGCUGCAGAAUGCCCGGGGGAGUCUGACCGUGGACAUCCAGCCCAGCAUCCUCUCCUACACCAUAGAAGCCAGCAAUCUAGCCCUUUUUGGAGAGCGGCUGGGCCUCCUUGGCCACAGCCCAAGUCCUGCCAGCCUGAACUUUCUCCGGGCUUUGAAGGUCAUGUUAAAGUCUACCGCACAGCUCAUGUUCAUGCCCAGGGUCCUAUCACGCUGGACAAGCACCCAGCUGUGGAAGGAGCACUUUGAGUCCUGGGACUACAUCUUCCAGUAUGCCAACAAUGCCAUCCAGAAAAUCUACCAGGAGCUGGCCCUCAGCCGCCCGGAGCACUACAGCGGCAUCGUGGGGGAGCUGCUGACGCACGCGGACCUGAGCCUCGAGGCCAUCUGGGCCAACUCCAUCGAGCUCACCACCGGGAGCGUGGACACGACGGUCUACCCCCUGUUGAUGACUCUCUUUGAGCUGGCUCGAAACCCUGAAGUGCAGCAGGCCCUACGCCAGGAGAGCCUGGGGGCCGAGGCCAGGAUCUCGCAGGAUCCCCAGAGCGCAACCUCGGAGCUGCCCCUGCUGCGGGCGGCCCUCAAGGAGACCUUGAGGCUGUACCCCGUGGGGAUGUCUGUGGACCGAAAGGUGGCCUCGGACGUGGUGCUGCAGAACUACCACAUCCCGGCAGGGACAUUGGUCAAGGUGCAACUCUACUCCCUGGGUCGAAACCCCUCUGUGUUUGAGAGGCCCGAGUGCUACCAUCCCCAGCGCUGGCUGGACAACAGGGGCUCUGGCACCAGAUACCCACACCUAGGCUUCGGCUUUGGUCUGCGCCAGUGCCUGGGGCGGCGCCUGGCAGAGACAGAGAUGCUGCUGUUGCUGCACCACGUGCUGAAAAGCUUCCUGGUGGAGACGCUCAGGCAGGAGGAUGUAAAGAUGACCUACCAGUUCGUGUUCGUGCCCACCACCCACCCCCUCCUCACCUUCCGGGCCAUCAACUAGUCACGUCACCGCGCCGUCGGGCCAGCGGUGCUGCCAGCCCCCUUCUGCCUGCCCCCGGCCACCCUUGUUGUCUCCCACGGACCCUGCUUCUGGAGCCACAGCACUGUCCAGCCGGCGCCUCGCACCCAGGGGCAGGGGGAUGAAUCUGGCCGCAGGUCCUGCCUGUGAGCCCAGUGCCACCAGCGCCUUCUCCAGCGAGGAGCACCAUCGGAGGGCCUUGGCCCCCGUAGCCCCCAACACUAGCUCCAGGGGCUUCAGAUCCGCCCCCACCCCCACCUGCCUGUCCAAUCUCAUAUCCCCUCUGUACUCAACCCGCCCCCACGCACAACACAGAGGUUGGCGGCCCUGUCCUGCUCACCGCCACUCCAAAGGCCAGACUCUUCGUCUGCAUUGGUCUUGCCAGCCUAGACCUUGAAGCUGGGCCGUGAGUCGUCCCCCUACCUGCUCUGCUCAGUCCACUUGGGUCCUCCCGGCCCUGCCAGUGCUCUGGGACUGUGACUGAAGCACCCAGCCGAGGGCCUGGGUAAGCAGGUCAGGAGUAUUGUUUCUUACAAUAGCCGCCGAGGAGCUGAGGUGGACAUCUGGGCCCAUGAGACUCCUCUGAAAGCAGGGAGGAUGGUGAUCUCCUCUGGCGGGCUGCAGGGUGACCACAGAGAAGCCACCUCAGCCAGGCACAGCCACACGCUCCCUUUCACGAAGCCGUCUGUGUGCCGUGCCCGGCUGGCCUCCCACAGUGGCCCUCAGGACAGG